Molecule: messenger RNA, 1803 nt
Organism: Balaenoptera ricei (Rice's whale)
Lineage: Eukaryota; Metazoa; Chordata; Mammalia; Artiodactyla; Balaenopteridae
Product: magnesium transporter NIPA2
Exons: 2
Coding region: 657-1739 (360 amino acids)
Biological process (GO): magnesium ion transport
Cellular component (GO): membrane
Molecular function (GO): magnesium ion transmembrane transporter activity
Source: RefSeq, a predicted model, not a curated record
CGUGCCCCUUGGUCCUGGUGGCAGCGGUGGGAGCCGGAGGUCGUCCGGGACAGGUUCCCCUGGGCGCUCCCCCAUGGAGGAAGAGGUGCGCAAGGCUGCAGCCCCGGAUGCUCGCACUUCCCACUGGACGGCGACGAAGGCGGUGGCCGCGCGUGCUCUGGAGGGGGUGGCUCGUGCGGCCUGUAUGGGGGUGUGAGCGGAGGUGACCGGGGCCGGAUAGUGGAGGGCAAGCCGCGCGCGCGGCGGGCCGGCGAGCGGCGGUGAGGUCGCCACUUUCUUCCUUUCAGGCUGGAGCUACUCUGCCAGGGCUUAGAACUUUAAAUGAGAAUAAAGGGUAUUAUUUACGAGGAAAUGAGAGUGAAUAAGUCAUCUCUAACCUCUUCCAGCCUUGUUUUCGUAAGAGAGACCAUAUUAAACGUACAUGUACAUAUCAUUGGCUGCUGCUUUGGGGGUUGAACGUCCUUCUGGGUGUCCAUUGUCCCCACGUAGCACGGAGGAACUUCUCUGCACUUCCAAGCAGAUUCUGACUUGCCGUUGUGUCCACGGAUGUCCUGUUUUCAAACUAUUUGAAGACUGCAUCAUCCUGCCUCCAGCACCAGCAGUUUCUCUGUUCUUGAUCAAUGUGAUUCACAGGAACUUUUAAAGUAACAAGCGAAAUGAGCCAGGGCCGUGGAAAAUAUGACUUUUAUAUUGGUCUGGGAUUGGCUAUGAGCUCCAGCAUUUUCAUUGGAGGGAGUUUCAUUUUGAAAAAAAAAGGCCUUCUGCGACUUGCCAGAAAAGGCUCCAUGAGAGCAGGUCAAGGUGGCCAUGCAUAUCUUAAAGAAUGGUUGUGGUGGGCUGGACUGCUAUCAAUGGGAGCUGGCGAGGUGGCCAACUUUGCUGCGUAUGCCUUUGCACCAGCCACCCUAGUGACUCCGUUAGGGGCACUCAGUGUCCUAGUUAGUGCCAUUCUUUCUUCAUACUUUCUAAAUGAAAGACUUAACCUUCAUGGAAAAAUUGGAUGUUUGCUAAGUAUUCUGGGAUCUACAGUUAUGGUUAUUCAUGCUCCAAAAGAAGAGGAGAUUGAGACUUUAAAUGAAAUGUCUCACAAGCUAGGAGAUCCAGGUUUUGUGGUCUUUGCAACACUUGUGGUCAUUGUGUCCUUGAUAUUAAUCUUUGUGGUGGGACCUCGCCAUGGACAGACAAACAUUCUUGUGUAUAUCACAAUCUGCUCUGUAAUUGGAGCGUUUUCAGUCUCCUGUGUUAAGGGCCUGGGCAUUGCUAUCAAAGAGCUGUUUGCUGGAAAGCCUGUGCUGCGACAUCCCCUGGCCUGGAUUCUGCUGCUGAGCCUUAUAGUCUGUGUGAGCACACAGAUUAAUUACCUGAACAGGGCCCUGGACAUAUUCAACACGUCCAUCGUGACUCCAAUAUAUUACGUAUUCUUUACAACAUCAGUUUUAACUUGCUCAGCUAUUCUUUUUAAGGAGUGGCAAGAUAUGCCUGUUGAUGAUGUCAUUGGUACUCUGAGUGGCUUCUUUACAAUCAUUGUGGGAAUAUUCUUGUUGCAUGCCUUUAAAGACGUCAGCUUUAGUCUCGCAAGUCUGCCUGUGUCUUUUCGGAAAGAUGAAAAAGCAGUGAAUGGCAGUCUCUGUAAUAUGUAUGAAGUUCUUAAUAAUAGUGAAGAGAGCUUAACCUGUGGAAUUGAACAACACACUGCUGAAAAUAUCUCCCGAAGAAAUGGAAAUCUGACAGCUUUUUAAUAAGAAAGAUGUAAUAAAAAGGUUAAUCUAUAAUUGUGUUAUAAAGUGAAUUUGAGUAUCAGAA